AUGAAAUUUAAAUCAUUACAAAUAUUAAAUUUAAUUAUAAUUUCUUUUUAUUUUAAUUUAUCAAAUUCUACAAUUACAAAUUAUGUACUAUUAAUUGGAAGAGAUUUAAAUUGUACUGAAGAUAUUCCAAGAGCUUCUUUGUUAACAAUUACAAACCAAGCCUAUGCUAUGAAUAUAAAAUUUGAAACCAAUGAUGAAGUUUUUAAUUUUACUUUUAGUAAAUAUUAUUUAAACAAUUUAGUUUCAUUAGGAAUUAAUGAAUCUCCAAUAGCUCUUUUCAAUUAUAAUAAUUUCACAAAUUUAAUAAAUAAUUUAACAAAUGAAUCUCAGUUUGGUUUAAAUAAUACUUUUAAUUAUAUAAAUACAGUUAGUAAAUUUUCAAAUUUGGAUAAUUUAAAAUUGACAACAAUUUCAAAUUCAGUUUCUCAAAUGUUAACUAAAAUAAAAUCAAUUAAAAAUGUUACAGUUGCUUUAGAUAAUAAUAUUAAAAGUAUUAAUAGUCCCACUAAAGUUGUAAUGGAUAGUUAUCAACUUGUUAGUUCCUCUCUCAAUUUUGUAAAUAAUCGUAUAUCUAAUAUUAUUACCACACUAAACUCAAUGAAACAAAAUGUGAAUGAUUUUCAAAAUGAGUUGGAUUAUUAUUCAAUUAUUGGUGAUGAUGAUGAUCAUAUGACAACAAUGAAUGACAUUAUGAAAUCUUUCUUAAAUAAUUGUUUUAUGUAUUACAAUUAUUCGGUUUUUUUUUCAAGAUUUAUGAUUGAUCUUAAUUAA
Molecule: messenger RNA, 771 nt
Organism: Dictyostelium discoideum AX4
Lineage: Eukaryota; Evosea; Eumycetozoa; Dictyosteliales; Dictyosteliaceae
Exons: 1
Coding region: 1-771 (256 amino acids)
Source: RefSeq, a predicted model, not a curated record